AUGGAUCCUGCGGAUUGGUUGGAGCUUUUGUUCGCACAAGAUUCGAGGGGUGCAGGUAUUGAGCUUGAAUUUCGAAAUGUUUGUCUUCGGAGGCCCAGAUCCACUGGUUGUAUUCUUUCUGGUGCCAAUGGAAAAGCGCAGGCAAGCAGUCUUACUGGUAUAAUGGGACCGUCUGGUUCUGGGAAGAGAUACCAUUUCCCCGCGCUCAUUGGAUUCGUUCCGCAAGAUGAUAUCGUCCACCCACAUCUCACCGUCUUCGAGAAUAUCCUUCACUCAGCGCGUGUUCGGCUCCGGGGUACGUUGAACGAUGCAGCCAUCAAGGAACGGGUUGAUAUUGUGGUCGAUGGACUUGGCCUCCGGAAGAUCAAACACAGUGUUGUCGGGUCUGAGCUUCGGCGUGUCAUCUCCGGUGGAGAACGAAAGAGAGUCAGCAUUGCUCUCGAACUUGUCGCAGCACCACAGGUUCUAGUUUUGGAUGAGCCGACCUCGGGACUGGACGCCCAGGCUGCGCUAUCAUUAAUGGAAUUACUACGACUUUUUUCUCGGAAGGGACUUACCGUGAUAAGCGUGGUUCAUCAGCCUCGAGUUGAAAUAUUUGAGGCUUUGGAUAAUCUACUGAUACUGGAAUCAGGAGAGUGUGUAUACAGUGGCAAGGCAUUAAAGGCACAACAAUACUUUGAAGCACAAGGAUACACCUUCCAUCCUAAUCUCAAUUCUGCCGAUCUGAUUAUCGAUAUCGUCUCGGGGAAGUUUCAUCCGCCGAAUGGAGAUCUGGUCAAGUCCGAAGAACAAGCGUUACCUUUUUUGGACCUUGAUGUCGACUCUGUACCUUCAGGCCAGGAUGGGUCGAAUACAGACGCCUCCCUCUUUCGAGCUAUCGAGGCUGAGUACAGUAAAAGAAUCACCCCUUGGUAUAAACAACUUGAUCUAUGCCUUGUCCGUGAUCUAACUCAACAGCACAGACAAAUCGCUGUGUUCACAUUGGAGAUACUUGGGUCAGCCUUAACGGGGUUUAUGAUCGGACUAGUUGUAUUCGACUUUCAUGGUCACCUAUUCCAGCGGAUCUAUUUGUCGCCAUUCCAGUCCUUGUCAAGCUCUGUCAACUACCACCUUGUUCCCGAAACAGGCAUUCUAUGCUCUCUUGCGAUAGGUAUAUCAUUAACAACCUUCCUACAUUAUUUCUGUAGCUCUAAUGAUUUUACAGCAUUUUCUGCGGCCUAUCCGAGUGUUGCUACGUUCGGAGAAGAAAGUCUGUAUACCCUGACGAACCCUCAGACCAGUUAUACUGAAAAUUAUCAGUUCUCGUCUUCCAACGCGAGUCCCACUCAGGCCAUUCAAGGGUCGCCUAUUUCGCCGGAAAAACCAUUGCGAGUCUUCCUCGAAUCUUCGUUGCUUCCUUACAUUUCACCACCUUUUACGCCGUAA
Messenger RNA from Penicillium odoratum, 1425 nucleotides. RefSeq lists its product as uncharacterized. The coding region runs from base 1 to 1425 and encodes 474 amino acids. The transcript is spliced from 2 exons. Lineage: Eukaryota; Fungi; Ascomycota; Eurotiomycetes; Eurotiales; Aspergillaceae. The record is from RefSeq and is a predicted model, not a curated record. Gene Ontology annotation, molecular function: ABC-type transporter activity; ATP binding; ATP hydrolysis activity.